Messenger RNA from Chaetomium fimeti, 2522 nucleotides. Its product is annotated as lysophospholipase catalytic domain-containing protein. The record is from RefSeq and is a predicted model, not a curated record. The coding region runs from base 306 to 2273 and encodes 655 amino acids. Lineage: Eukaryota; Fungi; Ascomycota; Sordariomycetes; Sordariales; Chaetomiaceae. Gene Ontology annotation, cellular component: cytosol; intracellular membrane-bounded organelle. Gene Ontology annotation, biological process: glycerophospholipid catabolic process. The transcript has a single exon. Gene Ontology annotation, molecular function: A2-type glycerophospholipase activity.
AGUUACAGCCAGCCGCGGUGCUGUUUCUAACCGGCCACCUCUACCCUCCUUUCUGCCGGGAGCUUCUUCCUUCUUGGAUUCUGGUCUGGUCCUGUUUCAUUAAUAAGUCUUGUCUUCUCUCCGAGCCGUCCGAUCAGCCGUCACCAAACAAUCCCUUCCCGAAACCUCGGCACAUCCACCUGAAAAGGUGUUUGACUUUUGAUCUUGCUCUGUUUUGAUCGCCAUUCUUUCAGUUUCACUUGCUGGUGCAAAACCAAACCCCCAUGCGGGUUUUGUUGAACCAUUAAAACAUAACAUAAACCAACAUGCAUCUCAACGCCCUUCUCCCGCUCGCUCUCCUCCCCCUUUCCACAUCCGCCGAGCCCAUCAGGAUACCGCGGAACGAUGAACUAGCAAUCAGCGCCCGCGCGCGCCCCGACGCGCCGAACGGUUAUGCCCCGGCCCAGGUGGAGUGCCCGAAGGAAAAGCCCACGAUCCGGCGCGCCAACACGCUCUCCAAGAGCGAGACCGACUGGCUGGCAAAGCGCCGCCCGCUCACUGUCGAUCCCAUGAUCGAGUUCCUGAAGCGGGCCAACAUCGAAGGCUUCGACGCCGAGGCCUACAUCAACAGGGUCGCCGAGGACGUCAAGGACCUGCCCAACAUCGGCAUCGCCGUCUCCGGCGGCGGCUACCGCGCCCUGAUGAACGGCGCCGGUUUCAUCUCCGCUGCUGACAGCCGCACCCCCGGCUCCACCGACAAGGGCGGCAUCGGCGGUCUCCUCCAGGCCAGCACGUAUCUGUCUGGUCUGUCCGGCGGCGGCUGGCUGGUCAGCAGUAUCUAUGCCAACAACUUCACCACCGUCGAGAAGCUGCGGCAGGGCAGGGAGGACAGCAGCAUCUGGCGGUUCGACAACUCCAUCUUCACGGGGCCCGACUUGUCCGGCAUCUUCGACGCCGCCAGGUACUGGGCCAAGGUCGCCGGCCAGGUGAGCGACAAGGACGACGCCGGGUUCGAGACGUCCAUCACCGACUACUGGGGCCGGGCGCUGGCCUGGCAGCUGAUCGACGCGCCCGAGGGCGGGCCGGGGUACACCUUCUCGAGCAUCGCCGACGACGACGAGUUCUCCAACGCGCGCGCGCCCUUCCCGAUCCUGGUCGCCGACGGCCGGCACCCCGGCGAGAAGAUCAUCUCGCUCAACGCGACCGUGUACGAGUUCAACCCGUUCGAGAUGGGCUCCUGGGACCCGACCACCUUCGGCUUCGCGCCCAUGCGCUACCUGGCCUCCAACUUCUCCAACGGCGUCGUGCCCCGCGACGGCAAGUGCGUGCGCGGCUUCGACUCGCUCAGCUACAUCUUCGGCACCAGCAGCUCCCUCUUCAACGCCUUCCUCCUCCAGAACAUCACCAGCGUCGAAGGCGUCCCCGACUUCCUCAUCGAGGCCGGCACCUCGCUCCUGCAGGGGCUGGACGCCGACCGCAACGACAUCGCGCAGUACGUGCCGAACCCCUUUUUGGGGUGGAACAAAGACAACAACCCAACCGCCGAGACCUCGGAACUCGAUCUGGUCGACGGCGGCAUGGACCUGCAAAACAUCCCCCUCCACCCGCUGAUCCAACCCUUCCGCUCCGUCGACGUCAUCUUCGCCGUCGACUCCUCCGCCGACACGACCUACGCGUGGCCCAACGGCACAGCCAUGCGGGCCAGCUUCGACCGCGUGGGCGGCGCCAUCGCCAACGGCACGCUCUUCCCCUCCGUGCCCGACGACAAGACCUUCCUCGCGCAGGGGCUCAACAGCCGCCCGACCUUCUUCGGCUGCGACGUCGCCAACUUCACCGUCUCCUCCAACCAGUCCCCCCCACCCUUGAUCGUCUACGUCCCCAACGCGCCCUACACCGCCAUGUCCAACGUCACCACCUUCACCCCGUCCUACCCGCUCCCGCAGCGCGACGGCAUCAUCCGCAACGGGUACGACGCGGCGACGCAGGGCAACGGCACGCUGGACGCGCAGUGGCAGGCGUGCGUGGCGUGCGCCGUCAUGAGCCGCAGCUGGGCGCGCACCGGCACCGACGUCCCCGCCGCGUGCGCGUCGUGCUUUGAUCGCUACUGCUGGAACGGCACGACGGCCGGGGCGGAUGUGGCGAUUGCUUCUGGUGGGGGUGGUGCCGAGUAUGACCCUACCUUCAAGAUCGGGAACGGGAACCCGGAUGAUGAGUCGGCUGGUGUGAAGGUGGACGUGGGGAGGUCCGCGUGGGCGCUGAUGGUUGGCUUGGUUGCCGCGGUGGCUGUCUUGUGAGGGGGUAAAGUGGUGGAUACCUAUUCAAGGGGCGGGCUCUUUCUUUUCUUUUUUUUUGGUUUGGUUGUUGCAUGUAGUAGUAUCUUGUAAGGUCGAGCAUGGGGUAGAAUGAUACCAUUAGGGGAGUUGCAUUUAGGCUUUCCGAUUUUAUUUUUGUCGUAUUGUUCACCGUUUAGAAGGGGAGAUGACUGAGAUCACAGUAAGACGGCUGAAAUGGUUUAAAACUCUACUCGUAUCACACACCAACCA